Molecule: messenger RNA, 1848 nt
Organism: Lachnellula hyalina
Lineage: Eukaryota; Fungi; Ascomycota; Leotiomycetes; Helotiales; Lachnaceae
Product: Beta-1,2-xylosyltransferase
Exons: 2
Coding region: 1-1848 (615 amino acids)
Source: RefSeq, a predicted model, not a curated record
AUGCGCUCACGCCAAUCCCUUCUGCUGCUGGUCCUUCUGGCAUUUGCUGGAUGUACACUACUCUAUCUCAGAAAUCAAGCAUCAUACGGUCUAGGAGUCUCUACCCCUCAUUCUCCAGUCGAUGGAACGCCAGAUCGCAAAGAUGCUCCAGCGACAGCCCCGACCACCCCAAGCCCCCCUCGAUCGCCAGCUUCGCAUCCAGUAUGGCAGCUCAUUAGCGAUGCGGAGAAGGACUAUAGGGCGAUGCUAGGGCGCCAAUCGAAGACGUUGGAAGAAGCAGUUGCGGAAUACAGACGGCGCUACGGCAUACAUCCUCCCCCGAAUUUCGACAAGUGGUAUGAUUUUGCGAAAAAGAAGAAUGUCCAGUUGAUCGACGAGUACGAUUCCAUUCAACACUCCUUGAACCCAUUCUGGGGGUUGAAGCCCAAGACAAUAAGGGCGCGGGCACAAGAGGCAUUAGGGUUUGAUGCGAACAAUUUAAUUGGGGCUUUGAUACGGAAUGGAGCGGUUAAGAAGAUCGAUGGAGGAGGAGAAUGGCAGAUGGAUGCGACGGUGGGCAUGAUGAAGGGAUUUAUAAAGUACUUGCCGGACAUGGACCUCUGUUUCAACAUUCACGACGAGCCGCGAGUAGUGAUUCCCUUUGACGAUAUGACGAGACUGAUGAAGACCGCAAUGGAGGUCAAAAAACCAGCUGCGAAAGCUGUAGUGGAUGCCCGAAAUUCAUGGUCAAAGAGACCAUCAGACCUUAGUGAUGGCUCCCGCUUUGCAGAUGUCAGAAAGACCCGGUUCAACGUCUAUGCCCACCAGCCUACAUGGACAGAGUCAAGAAUAUCCUGUCCUCCAGACAGUCCUGCCCGGGCAGAUCUUGAAGAUGGGCCAAAAGUGGACAAUUUCGAGAGCUACGCAGUUGGAGAAUUAGGAUUCGUGUCCAACCAAACAGCAUUCUCGGAUAUCUGUCAAUCUCCCUCUUUCAGCGAAACAUUCGGCUUCUUCGAGCGCCCCAAUGCUUUCAAUAUAGUCCACGACCUCUUCCCCGUCUUCUCCCAAUCCAAAAUCUCCUCUUACUCUGACAUCCUGUACCCCUCCCCCUGGUAUUGGGCCGGCAAAGUGCCCUACACAGAGUCCGACGACAUGCCCUGGGCGCAAAAGGAAGACAAGUUCUGGUGGCGCGGCUCUACGACCGGCGGAUUCAGCAGAGACGGCGGCUGGAGACGCCAACACCGUCAACACGUGGUGCAAAAAGUAAAUGCAGGCGACCAAGCCAAGAUUCUCGUUAAUAACGGGCAAGGAAACGAGGAACACUGGGAGGUGAAAUCACUGCCCCGCAGCGAAUUCAAGGAGAUCAUGGAUAUUUCGUUCUCGCACGUCGGGCAAUGCGACCAAGGUGACUGCGAUGCACAGCGUGAAUUCUUCGAUAUCAAGAAAAACGCCAAGCAAACCGAAGCAUGGAGUUACAAAUACCUGCUCGACAUGGAUGGGAAUGCAUUCAGCGGCAGAUUCUACGCUUUUCUAAAGAGCAGGAGCUUGGUGUACAAGCUUGCUGUGUUCAGGGAGUGGCAUAAUGAGUGGUUGAGACCGUGGGUCCAUUUUGUACCGCUGAGCUUGAGAGGUGAUGAGUGGGUGGAGGCUGUGCGGUGGUUUGCGGGGGAGCCAUCGGGGAAGAAGGAGGCUGAGAGAUUGGCAUUACAGGGCCGGGAGUGGGCGGAUAAGGUGUUGAGGAAUGAGGACUUGGAAGUGUGGUUUUUCCGACUACUGCUUGAAUACGGCAGAUUGAUCGAUGACGAUAGGGAGAUUAUAGGCUAUACAACGCCCUCUCUUUCCACAUCUAAAUCCACACCAGCGGUAUAA